GCGGCGAGAAGCAACUUGUGAAAGUAAAGUGUGAAAGUAGCGUAAAAAGGAAGAGAAUCACACUUGAGCGCGGCAACGCAUCUCAAAGUUGACCUUUGUAGAUUUAGUAAGCAACAGCAACGGGGUUUGCCGCUGCAGGUAGUCAAAUGCGGGCACCUGCACAGAGGAAGAUCCCGCAGCAGCGGCGGCGAAGAAAGAUGCUUAGCCGGAAGCUGAUGCCCCGACUCAGGCGAGCAUUGCAAGCCGGUCGGGUAGUCAAGCCAUUACGUGACCCACAUCCAUGGACUGUAACACCGAUGGAGCCGAGCGCCGUUGGCACCCUGUCGGUGACAUCCAGAUCCAAUGCCAGCGUUUCAGCACGUGCAGCAAGGCAGGGCAGCCUGUUCCCAACAGCGAGCGGAGGGGAGUCUGGAGAGAAAACCACCAUGGAUGGGGAUUUCGAAGAAGGCCGGGACGUUUCGGAAGAUGGUCAAGAAUGGAGUGAUGGUUUGUCUCGGCAGGAGAAACGAAAGGAACGGCGCAGGACGCCUGUCGCCAGAUCGAUUCAGCCUGCAUUCGAAGAGUACGAAUCAUCGGAGGGAGGUGACGACAGUAGCAACAGCGAUGGUGACAGUGAGGACGCCGCUCUGGAGGGUGCGUCUAGUGACGAGGAUGUGCCUGGCAGCGGCGACAGCUCCACGUCUUGCGAAAGUGACAAUGCGGAUGUGUGCAGUCAGAGGGAAGUGCACAGACUGCUGCUGCAAUCGCAAAAUUUGCUGCAGGAUUACGAAGAUGGCAGCCAAGAAGGUAGCGUUGAUGAGCAGGUGAACAGCGAGGAAGACAACAGAAACAACAAUACUUUCAGGGUGUUCAUGGCAGCGGAUCGUGUGGUCGUUGUGAUUCGGCACCCAGCCGCGGUGCGGCUCACAGGGCGCGCGCAGCUGCGUGUCCUGCAUGGCAUUGUCGACAUCGAGGGCCACGUGGUGAUAGGCGGGCCUGUGGCUGCGAGGAUCCGGCCCGACAGCUGCAUCAUCCAUUCGGGCUUUCCUCAAGGCUCUGCACACGUGAGGCCCCUCCCGCUGGAGGUCCCCAGGGGCGGCGGCAAGGCCACGCACUUGCGCCGGACACUUGCUCGGCUGGGCAUGGAUGAUGCGUGGACCCAACUCCGGCCGCUGCUCGCCCACGGGACCGCGGUCAUGCUACUCGAGAAGGUGAGACAGCGCGGCAGGCGCGCGCACACAUUCGUAAAUGGAGAUGGGUAAAUGCAUGCAGGGGGU
Molecule: messenger RNA, 1256 nt
Organism: Dermacentor silvarum
Lineage: Eukaryota; Metazoa; Arthropoda; Arachnida; Ixodida; Ixodidae
Exons: 4
Coding region: 147-1241 (364 amino acids)
Source: RefSeq, a predicted model, not a curated record